UUUAAUAAUUUUUUCAGUUCAAAUCCCCACCCUUUUAUACCUACAGAGGAGAUAAUGCCACCAACCCAUUCUCAUUCAAUUGCUCAAUAUGCCAAUUUUUCUCAAACUAUUCAAAUGCUUGUUGAUAUGGGUGUGGAUUUAUUUGAGUCCACACAAUAUGAUCCUCGUCUCGGCCAAGCACUUGUCCGUCUAGAUUGGGAACGUGAUGUCAAACCAAAAAUUUAUUGGUUACAUAAAAGUAUUGGGUUUUCACCUGAUGAUUUGGCUAAUUAUUUAUCUCGCAAUCCUUAUUUUUUGUUACAAAAGCAGGAACAUUUAAAUGCUCAUCUAAAUUACUUAAAUUAUCGCCGGUUUACAUUUCCUCAAAUACGAAAAAUUGUAUUAGAAUCGAGAUAUUGGCUUAAUGAUUCAGUUGAAAGGCUUGAUGCCCGUUUGGGUUGGUUACACAGACAAUUUCUACUUCCUUCUAAACAAUUGAGGCUUGUUGUAGUUAAAGAACCCAAAAUUAUUGCAUUUGGAAUUGGCCGAAUUUCUGGAAUUGUUCGUUCAUUAAAUAUUCAAUGUGGAUUUUCUCAAAAAGAUUUACGUUUAAUGCUUGUAGCAGAUCCCCGUUUAUUUAUUUGUGAUAUAAAUAGAAUGCUUGUUUCUUAUAAUUAUUUGGCUUAUGUUAUGAAAAUAGAAAAUGAACAAAUUGUUCAAUAUCCCUGCGCUUUGAGAUGUCCAAUAACUGGUUUACGUAAUAGACACGAAUACCUUCACCGUCUAAAAAAAGCUAAUUAUAUACCAAAAACCCCAAAUUCUAUUACUCUUUACAAAUUAUUACAUCCAAGUGACCGUUAUUUUUCAGAAAAUGUUGCUGAAACUCCUUUGGAGGAUUACAAUCGUUUUUUAAAAUUUAUGUAA
Molecule: messenger RNA, 903 nt
Organism: Meloidogyne enterolobii
Lineage: Eukaryota; Metazoa; Nematoda; Chromadorea; Rhabditida; Meloidogynidae
Source: the annotation of a GenBank genome assembly